Molecule: messenger RNA, 853 nt
Organism: Strongylocentrotus purpuratus (purple sea urchin)
Lineage: Eukaryota; Metazoa; Echinodermata; Echinoidea; Camarodonta; Strongylocentrotidae
Exons: 2
Coding region: 86-478 (130 amino acids)
Source: RefSeq, a predicted model, not a curated record
ACUCUUUUCUCUUCUUUUCUCUCUUUAUCGAGUUUAGGCCAAGCUGCAGAGGGAGAAACAGCUGAAGAUUGCAGAAGAGAAGAAGAUGAAGGUGGAGAAAGCUAAGGUCAUUGAGGUCAAGGUCAACAUGUGGAUUGAGGAAAGAACAACUAAGGAGCAGGAAUCGAGAAAAGCCAACUGGAGGCUAGAGAAGACAAAGAAACAACGUGAAGCAGAAGAGAAGAGGGGAGUCCAGGAGAAAGCAAAGACUACCAUGACAAGGCAAGCUACGCCAUUUCCAGCUACUACAACCCAGUCCCCUGGAUGCCUAUACACACCCCUAAAUUAUCACACCAAGCCUGUUGCAAAGGGGAAGAAAGGGCGGGGUAAGAGGACCAAUGCUACCUCAUCAGGGAGGCAGAUACAACAAGCGUUGUCAACCCCGCUGCUCUUCAGAGAACGGUCAGCACAAGAGAAGCUAGGGAAAGUGGGUGGUUGAGGGGGAUUUGUUUUGUUUAGUGCUCACUAUCACCCCCUGCACACCAUCACCCCUGCACAAUGCAUUUUUUGUGACGUAGGAUCCUCACAACACGGAUUUGUUAUAUAACCAAAUUCAAUGUAGUUUGCUCAGUAUUGUGUGCAUCUGUAAAAUAGCGCCUGUCUGGAAUGCUCUCUAGGGAGUAAAAAAUGUGCAUACAUUGCCUGCAGGCAAACCCAAAUUCUGGGGCAGUAACAUGUAUGUAAAUGUUUUAAGCACUACAUGGUAUAGUAUUGUCAGAUGAAUUUAUUGCAUGCCAAUAGCUGAUUGACUGAAAAGUGUUUUGCUUCCAAACCCUGCAUAAUUCAUUUAAUUUGCAAGAAGAACAUUUGAUUU